Molecule: messenger RNA, 1161 nt
Organism: Eucalyptus grandis
Lineage: Eukaryota; Viridiplantae; Streptophyta; Magnoliopsida; Myrtales; Myrtaceae
Product: metalloendoproteinase 3-MMP
Exons: 1
Coding region: 35-970 (311 amino acids)
Biological process (GO): extracellular matrix organization; collagen catabolic process; proteolysis
Cellular component (GO): extracellular matrix
Molecular function (GO): zinc ion binding; metalloendopeptidase activity
Source: RefSeq, a predicted model, not a curated record
CAAAACCAAGUGCAAUCUCUCAAGCACUUGCGCAAUGGCAUAUCCAAAGUUUUUGUCCACAAUUUCAUGCCUGCUUCUUGUUUCUUGUUUCUUCUUUCAAUCGGUCUUAGCCCACUCUGAUGACCAAAAGCAAAACCCCUUUGAGUUCAUCGAGCAUCUCCAAGGAUGUCACAAAGGGGACAAGGUCAAGGGUCUCCAAGAGCUCAAGCAAUACCUCGAAAAAUUCGGGUACUUGAACUAUAACCAAUCCAACCUCCAAACCAAUGCCAAUGAUGAUGAUUUUGACGAGCUUUUAGAGUCUGCCAUCAAAUUAUACCAGCUCAAUUAUCAUCUAAAGGUCACUGGAAACUUAGAUUCUCAAACAGUGGCUAUGAUGACGAUGCCUCGGUGUGGCGCUGCAGACAUUGUCAACGGCACCUCCCGGAUGCGGUCGGGCAAGAGAGGGACUCGCCACGGCUCGAGUAAUUUCCACACCGUCGGCCACUUCACUUUCUUCGAUGGGAAUCCCAAAUGGCCGUCCUCAAAGUACCACCUCACCUAUGCCUUCUAUCCUGAGACCCGGGAUGACGUGGUGGGCCCCGUCUCGCGGGCUUUCAAUACGUGGGCCUCAGCAACACAGUUCACAUUCUCCCAAUCCCAAAACUAUGAGUCUGCGGACAUCAAGAUCGCAUUCGCGAGGAGGGACCAUGGCGAUGGUGCCCCGUUCGAUGGUCCCAAUGGAGUCAUAGCCCACGCAUUUCAACCGACUGUUGGUAUGUUCCACUACGAUGCGGACGAGCCAUGGUCCGCGGGUCCAGUCAGCGGUUCAUACAACAUGGAGACCGUGGCAUUGCAUGAGAUCGGCCACCUUCUUGGUUUAGGGCAUAGCUCAGUCGCGGGGGCCAUUAUGUAUCCCACCAUAAGUCCCGGAGUCAGCAAGGGCUUGCAUGGGGAUGAUGUUCAGGGAAUCAAAGCCUUGUAUGGCGUUUGAUUGGGUUGGAGUAUAUAUGCAGUCUUUCACUUGAGCAGAUUAGGUGAAGGAUGUUAGGCUGAACGUUACCAAAAUAGAUGACUUAGCUAAGUCACGCCUGUUGUUUAUGCCAUUAUGAGGUUGUAAACUCGAGAAUUAAUCACAAUUUCGUGAAAUAGAAGACUGAAAUAAACGUUUAACGUCGAAUGAUG